AUGUUCUUACCCAGCAAAGAGAAGCCGUUUUACUAUUGCUUAAAAGUUAUGCAAUAUAUGCAUUAUUAUCCAUUUGCUGAAGACUUGAAUGAUUUGGAAAAAUUUUGGAAAGUCGCACUUUUAAUUCGAAUAAUCACAUGCUUUCCUACAUUUGAAUGUUUGUUGCAUUUGAUAAUGUCCAUUAAAAACAAAAUCCCUAUUGAUUAUCCAGCUGACAUUGUAAUAAUUAUUUCCGGCUUCAACGCACUUAUAGUUUGUAACAUGUUUCAAAUUGUCAAUAAGGAUUAUUCCAAAUUAUUCUUUGAUUUACAUGAAAAUACAGAAUUCGGUGUGCCCCCGAGGAUGGCUUACACAAUAAAACAAUUACAAUGCUUGUCUUACGAAAAACAAAAUUUUUCAGUUUACUAUAUACCACCAUCAGCAAUGGUGAUGUUAAUAUUGUGGGAAGCCAAGCAAAUUAUUAUUUUAAAAAUGUGUCAUUUAAAACAACUUUUAAGAGAGGUUUUCACAAUCGAUAGUGAAGGUUUACGCAGACAACGCUUAAGGUUUUGUAUAAAGUAUCAUCAAGAAAUUUUAAGAGUUGCCAAAGACCUAAGUGAUAUUUAUAAAAAGGUGCUCUGGCAUACAUUCAUAUGUGGGGCACUAAUUGGUUGCAGCUUAUUUCAAACGUUUAGACACAAACCGGUAGGAUCCUUUCUCCUGCUUGUAGGUUAUAUUUGUGCCAUUUUCAUUAAUUGCACCGCUGGACAAAAUUUGGAAGAUGAGGUGAUACAAUGA
This is a messenger RNA of Ceutorhynchus assimilis (cabbage seed weevil), 777 nucleotides long. The record is from the annotation of a GenBank genome assembly. NCBI's taxonomy places the organism in Eukaryota, Metazoa, Arthropoda, Insecta, Coleoptera, Curculionidae.